Molecule: messenger RNA, 2171 nt
Organism: Tachyglossus aculeatus (Australian echidna)
Lineage: Eukaryota; Metazoa; Chordata; Mammalia; Monotremata; Tachyglossidae
Gene: CHST2
Product: carbohydrate sulfotransferase 2
Exons: 2
Coding region: 71-1744 (557 amino acids)
Biological process (GO): N-acetylglucosamine metabolic process; sulfur compound metabolic process
Molecular function (GO): N-acetylglucosamine 6-O-sulfotransferase activity
Source: RefSeq, a predicted model, not a curated record
GGCUCCGGAGGUGGAAGGGGCCGCGCUCGGUGGCCUCGUCGCCCGGCCCGUGUCCGGAGGUCGCGAUGGGAUGGGCCCGGACCCCGGCGGCCCGGACCCCCGGCGGAGGAGGCGGUGGCGGUGGCGGAGGCUGUGGCGGCUGUGGCGGUGUCGGUGUCCCCCGUGUCGGCCGGGCAUGAAGGCGUUCGGCCGUCGGGCCCUGGUGCUGGGCGCCGGCUACGCGCUGCUGCUCCUGCUGCUGCUCACCGCCCUCGGCCUGCUGGACCCCACCAGGCCCAAGCCCGACCCCAGGCUCGGCUGCGAGGUCCCGAGGGGCCCCGCCGGACCGGGACCCCUUCGCCUCCCGGAGCCCCGGGACCCCCUCGUCCCGCCCCCCCAGCCCCCUCACCCCCCGGACCCCCGGGACCCCCUCAUCCCGGCCCCCCAACCCCGUCAUCCCCUGGACCCCCUCAUCCCGCAUCCCCGGGACCCCCUCAUCCCGGGCCCCCAACCCCCUCCCCACCCCCCGGACCCCCUCAUCCCGGAGUCCCACCCCCCGGACCCCCUCAUCCCGGCCCCCCAGCCCCCUCGCCCCCCGGCCCCCGGCGUCCCAGGCCCCCUCGCCUCCGGCCCCUCGCAGAGGGCAGGCAGGCGUCGACUGGUGUACGUGUUCACCACGUGGCGGUCGGGCUCCUCGUUCUUCGGGGAGCUGUUCAACCAGAACCCCGACGUGUUCUUCCUGUACGAGCCCGUGUGGCACGUGUGGCAGAAGCUGUACCCCGGCGACGCCGUGUCCCUGCAGGGCGCCGCCCGGGACAUGCUCAGCGCGCUCUACCGCUGCGACCUGUCCGUCUUCCAGCUGUACGGGCCGGCGGGCGGCGCCGGCCGCAACCUCACCACGCUGGCCAUCUUCGGCGCCGCCACCAACAAGGUGGUGUGCUCGUGGCCCCUGUGCCCGGCCUACCGCAAGGACGUGGUGGGGCUGGUGGACGACCGGGUCUGCAAGAAGUGCCCGCCGCAGCGCCUGGCCCGGCUGGAGGAGCAGUGCCACCGCUACCGCGUGCUGGCCAUCAAGGGCGUGCGGGUCUUCGACGUGGCCGUGCUGGCGCCGCUGCUGCGGGACCCGGCCCUGGACCUCAAGGUCAUCCACCUGGUGCGCGACCCCCGGGCCGUGGCCAGCUCGCGCAUCCGCUCGCGCCACGGCCUCAUCCGCGAGAGCCUGCAGGUGGUCCGCAGCCGGGACCCGCGCGCCCACCACGUGCCCUUCCUCGAGGCGGCGGGCCACAAGGCGGCCGCCAAGAAGGAGGGCCGGGCCGGGCCCGGGGGCGCGGCCGACUACCACGCCCUGGGGGCCAUGGAGGUCAUCUGCGGCACCAUGGCCAAGACCCUGCAGACCGCCCUGCGGCCCCCGGACUGGCUGCGGGGCCGCUACCUGGUGGUGCGCUACGAGGACCUGGUGGGCGACCCCGUCAAGACCCUGCGCCGCGUCUACGGCUUCGUGGGGCUCCUGGUCAGCCCCGACAUGGAGCGGUUCGCCCUCAACAUGACCAGCGGGUCCAGCUCCUCCUCCAAGCCCUUCGUCGUGUCGGCCCGCAACGCCACCCAGGCGGCCAGCGCCUGGCGCACGGCCCUGACCUUUCCGCAGAUCAAGCAGGUGGAGGAGUUCUGCCACCAGCCCAUGGCUCUGUUGGGCUACGAGCGGGUCAGCGGCCCCGAGGAGGUCAAGGACCUGAGCAAGACCCUGCUCCGGGAGCCGCGCCUCUGAGGGACCGGGGCUGACCGCCUCCCCGCCCCGAGCCGGGGCCCGGGACCCCCGGGGCGGUGCCCGUCUGGGGGGCGCGCCACGCGCUCGGGAUCCCUGGUUGGAGUCGUGGGGUCCGAGGAUCAGCCGGGUCCGGGUCGCGGAGACUCCCCCGAUCCCGCCCCGCCUCCCCUUCAGACGGCCGAAGUCUCACCCACGACCCAUCUGUGGUUUUUCGGUAGCGGCGGCGAACCUGCACGGGCCCUCGGCCCCCCGCUCCCUGCCCGGGGAGGCGGUCGAGAGAGGUCGGAGGUUGGAGGAGGCGGCCGCAGGGAGGAAGAGGAAGAGGAGGAGCUGGGGCAGCCCAGAGGCGCCCAGCAGGAGUGAACUUUGGUGUGAAAAUCAAAGGUGACAAGGUCCGAAUAAAAAUAAAUGAUAUUCAUUUUUUUAA